CAACCGCCCAUGUAUUAUAUUUUUUUAACCCUUCCAGAAAGAAAUAAAGAUGACAGAUGAUAUGGGGCCCCGGCCAAUCAUACGAUGACAAAGGCGAUGGUGCCGCUGAAAACAGAUCGGGACAGACCUGAGCACUGACAUCAUGCCGGAAAUCAAGAUCCAACAUGUCGUAUCUUCUAGUUCAGAAGACAAGAACCACCCUGCUGAGAACCUGCUGAAACCUGAGGGGACGUUCAAAUGGAAGUGUGCUGCCCCGGGAGAGAAGUCUGCUGUGCUGGUAUUGCAGUUGGAGCGUGCUUCCCAGAUCAGCAGUAUUGACAUCGGCAAUGAGGGCUCCGGCUUCGUGGAGGUGUUGGUGGGGAGGUCAACUGCUGCAGCUGACACCGACUACCAGGUGAUCUUGGUGGCAUCGUCAUUCAUGACUCCCUUGGAGAGCCGAAACGGCACCAACAGGAACAGUGUUCGUAUGUUCGGAGUGGAUAAACUGUCCAGAGCUGUGACAGACAAGAAAUGGGAUCGAGUGAAGAUAGUCUGUACCCAGCCUUUCUGUAAGACUGCUGCCUAUGGGUUGUCCUUCAUCAAGCUUCAUGCUCCAGGCGCGGGGAGGGAAGCAGAGAAAACUCCCACACAAAAGACGCUGGGUGCCUUCAAGCUGAAGACUCCUGAGAGUGACGAUAUCAAAGUGGGAGCUCUGUUUGCCAAGAGGAAUGAAACAUUGGAGCCACCUCCCCUUAAAGGUGCUGCAGCAGUGAGAGUCGCAUCUAAGAUGGCGGAAGGGUCAAGGUCAUCGAGUAGUGAGGGCAAGAGAGAAGAGAAGAAAACAGACACCCCACCACAAGCUAAGCCUAGUCCGGCAAAGCGGAAGCAUGAUGUCAGCAGUGAUGAGGAAGUGCCCGUGAUGCCAGUGAAGACGCCACUCAGGAAACAGUCCAGCAGUCUCACCUCCACAAUUUCCUCCUCCUCACGAGAUGAAGCAGCCCCACCCCUCAAGAGAACUAAAUCGGAGCCUCCAAAGACAUCACCGGCCAAGGCGUUCCACAAGUUGAUGGACAAGGUUGUGUUUGUAAUGAGUGGCUACCAGAACCCCUACCGCACAGAACUGAGAGACAAGGCUCUGGAGAUGGGGGCCAAGUAUCGUCCAGACUGGGGGCGGGGCUGUACACACCUAAUAUGUGCGUUUGACAACACCCCCAAGUACCAGCAAGUGGAGGGGCGUGGCCGGAUUGUCACCAAGCAGUGGAUUGUGGACAGCUACAAGCAGAAGAAGCUCCUGCCAUGGAGGAAAUACAGAGUUGGAGAUGCGGGUACCCCAGACGAGAGUUCUGACGAGGAGGAGACCAGUGCCCUACCGACGCACAAGCCGGUCUCACAAGUCAGUGCCAGCAAGAAGAUAACGACACCAAACCCUCCUCUCAAGAAAAACUCAAGCAAGAUGGUCGUAGAUGACCUUUACGGAGGAGACACAGACUCGGGUGAGGACACAGACGAUGAAAUAAGGAGGGCCAAGGAGAAGGUAGCCAAGCAUGAAGCUGCCACUGCCAAGUCACCUGGGAAAAAAGAUGUUGACCCGUACUGUGGCUCCACUGAUGAAGACGAUGACACUCCCCCAGCCAGUACUAGAGACGAUGACAGUGCUGACUCAGGACUGCCUGACCUACCAGACUUUUUCGCUGACAAACACUUCUUCCUGUAUGGAGAGAUCCCUGGCCCUGAGAGACGGCUCCUCGUCCGAUACAUUGCUGCAUACGAUGGAUGUCUGGAGGAAUACAUGUCAGACACGGUGAAGUAUGUGGUCACCGCAUCCACGUGGGAUGACAACUUUGAUGAGGCCCUCAGUGACAACCCAAACCUGGUCUUUGUGAAGCCACAGUGGCUUCAGGCGUGUCACGACAAGAGCAAACUGAUGCCCUAUCAACCCUUCAUAGUCGUGCCUACAUGAAGACCAGGAAGCCCUUCAUACCUAUGUGAGGCAUUGCCAAAUUGUCGUAAUUGUGAGGCAUUGCCGCAUUGUCGUAAUUGUGAGGCAUUGCCGCAUUGUCAAACCCACACUGUAGUAUGUGAGUUACUGCCACACUGUUGUGGCAACAUGAUGCUAGGACAAGGGUAGCUGCGAAGUUGUCUUACAGUACAACACAGAGUAAUGUAUAUGAGCUAUUAUCACACAGGAACCUCUUGAACCAACCAACCAACCACUACUGUCAAACUGUGUUGUAUUAUAUGUUAUGUGUCAUAUGCAGGUUUACACACACAACAUUUCAUGUUGAUAAAUGCUGAGCUGUUACAGGCAGGCACAGAAGGACAUCACAACAAAACAUUUGUAAUGAAUAAUAAAACUUUUUAUGACCAA
This is a messenger RNA of Haliotis rubra (blacklip abalone), 2347 nucleotides long. Its product is annotated as DNA repair protein XRCC1-like. Lineage: Eukaryota; Metazoa; Mollusca; Gastropoda; Lepetellida; Haliotidae. Gene Ontology annotation, biological process: single strand break repair; double-strand break repair via nonhomologous end joining; base-excision repair. Bases 143 to 1939 code for a protein of 598 amino acids. Gene Ontology annotation, cellular component: nucleus. The record is from RefSeq and is a predicted model, not a curated record. The transcript is spliced from 17 exons. Gene Ontology annotation, molecular function: damaged DNA binding.